Messenger RNA from Prorocentrum cordatum, 725 nucleotides. NCBI's taxonomy places the organism in Eukaryota, Dinophyceae, Prorocentrales, Prorocentraceae. The record is from the annotation of a GenBank genome assembly.
GACCCCUGUGAGAGCUCGCUCCAGCGCUGCGCCCGCGGAGAGGCCACGACCGAGAAUGCUGGCGCGGGCCGUCAGCGAGGCGGCCGCUGCCCUCCCAGUGAGCCUCGAGGCGGCAUCGGCGCCCGAGGCCGCCGCCACCCGAGCGGGCUCGAUCAGCCGAGGCGAGCUCGAGCGGCGCUGCCGGCGAGUCGGAGGCCGCCAACGCGGCCGAGCGCCAGCGGACGCCAUCGAGACGGGUGAAGCGGAGGCAUCUGGCAGUCGCCCGAGCGAUGGAGAUCGGAGCGAUGAUCGACCGCUACCUGGAGCCGAGCACGGCGACGCCACGCGCGCCGGCCCAAUGCCAUCGGGUGCUCGAGCAUGUGGGGGGGAGGCGUGGCCGCCAGGACUUAUUCGAGCUGCCGUCGGAGACGAUGGGCGCCUGCCCGGCCCAUUACUUCGCCUCGCUGCGCCUGCAGGGCGAACGGGCGCCCACGGGCAUGCAUGUGGCGGCGGCAGUGAACCACUUCUACUUAAAGUAUGGGCGACUGGGGGCGGGGUCUCCGCCGCGCAUGUGGAAGGCAAUCAAAGGUUGGAAGAAGUUGACGCCUGGCCGAGCCAGGGUGCCAGAGCCGCUGGUCAUCUAGCGCGCCCCUCUGCACGGCUUGGCACUGAUGGGCCGCCGCGCGAUGGCGAUCUUCAUGGCACUGGCGGUCUCGACAUACCUCAGGCCGUCGCCCCCCUUCAGG